Molecule: messenger RNA, 1002 nt
Organism: Aureobasidium musti
Lineage: Eukaryota; Fungi; Ascomycota; Dothideomycetes; Dothideales; Saccotheciaceae
Source: the annotation of a GenBank genome assembly
UCAUCAUUCACGUCUGUCACCAACGAUGAGGCCGGGUACAGCCUUUUAGCCUUCGCGCUUACCACUCUGGUCAAAGGACAAUCGUCAGUCGGACCAGAUGGCAUCACGACUGUGGCCACGGCGACGUGUACACCGCCAAUGGACGGUGCAACUGCAACUUACGCCUUUGUGGACUCCACGGGUAUUGCAUACAGAUAUGUAUGCGGCGCAAGCACAAAUGGCGGCGCAGUCACUCAACUUCAAGCCGCGAAUAGCUGGGUACAAUGCUUCAACCUCUGUGACAGUUAUACCGGAUGUACUUCAUUCACAUAUAACCAAGGCGCGGCCUACGGCAACGGGUUAGGUAAUUGCGCCAUCAAAACUAACAAUCCUAAUAACUUCAUAAACACCGCCCCAGGGGCUCUUGCGACCAAUCGAAUUGCCGCAAUUAUGUCGCGAUACCUUCCAUACAUUCCCGACUUCACUUGUCCCGCACAGAAUGGUCAGAUAGUGACCGAUUUGAGUGGUGUGCAGUAUCUGCUAGGUUGUGGAAACGAUACAAGCGGUUCUUCGACGGGCAGCGGCAUGCAACCUCAAGCACCAAAUAACUUCAAUGACUGCUUCUCAUCAUGCGAUGCAUAUACAGCCACUACUUCACCAACAGCCUGUAACGCUUUCGUCUAUGUUGGAGCCUCCAAUGGUGCAGGAGCUGGCAAUUGCUAUAUGAAGUUUGUAACGAGCGCUUCGUUUCGUCGUCUACCAAUAUAUGUGUGGUGCCGGAGCAGGAGGGGUGUUUAUGGAACCAUCCCAACCUCUAGCGUGAAUAGUUGGCAGGACUGUUUCAACUACUGCGACACCUACGUCGACUCUAAUGGCCAAAGCCUUUGCUCAGGCUUUACAUAUAACCAAGGCGCCGAGCUUGGAAAUGGACCAGGCCAAUGCCUUCUGAAAUCUGGCCCGGAGUCCUUCGCUAGUACAGCAUCACUCAUUUCCACUCGCAUUGCAGGCCUCAAUACGCGAUAU